Messenger RNA from Cheilinus undulatus (humphead wrasse), 1779 nucleotides. Its product is annotated as chemokine-like protein TAFA-5. The coding region runs from base 22 to 399 and encodes 125 amino acids. The transcript has 4 exons. Gene Ontology annotation, biological process: G protein-coupled receptor signaling pathway. NCBI's taxonomy places the organism in Eukaryota, Metazoa, Chordata, Actinopteri, Labriformes, Labridae. The record is from RefSeq and is a predicted model, not a curated record. Gene Ontology annotation, molecular function: receptor ligand activity; G protein-coupled receptor binding.
UUGCGGCUCGUGGAUCUCCUCAUGCAGCUUCUCCGGCUGGUCUGGGCUCUGGCUGCCGCUGCGGUCUGCUUCCUGCUGCUGCUGAUCCUCCACAGCCAGCUCCUCCGAGAAGGUCAGCUGGCAGCGGGGACGUGUGAAAUCGUCACCCUGGACCGGGACAGCAGCCAGCCGAGGAGGACUAUCGCCCGACAGACGGCCCGCUGCGCCUGCAGGAAGGGACAGAUCGCUGGGACGACAAGAGCCAGACCGGCCUGCGUAGACGUUCGCAUCGUGUGGAGUCGACAGUGGUGUGAGAUGACUCCAUGUUUGGACGAUGAAGGCUGUGAUCUCCUGGUCAAUCAGUCGGGCUGGACCUGCACGCAACCAGGGGGGCGGGUCAAGACCACCACGGUCUCCUGACAGCGGCGGCAGGAACAGACACUCCCCAGAGACAGACUAGGUCCCAUCGUCCAUCGCCCAUCAUCGACAAGCGGAGCAUUCUCCGCCGCAGCAUCAGCCGCUAUCAGAGCCGCGGGGCGAGACGACAACACUCCCUGCUUCACGCAUGGCGGGUGACCUGUGGAGGCUGCAGCCUGGAGAAGAAGAAGAAAAAGUGACUCCUUGUGUUUUCUGGACAAGCUGCCGGAUCGAUGGCUUUUGUUUGGCACUAAACUCUGUUUACAGACCAAAGAUGAACAGAGCCGACGAAGAGACGUUUUCAGAGGGGCAGAGACUUUGAGAAGCUCCCCUCUUCACCACCCUAAAGAAACAUGUAAAGAAACAAACACAUUGUGAUAUUAAACAGUAAGUGACUUAAAGCGAGCAACGUAAAAAUGUACAUGAGUUAAAGAUCAAACAUAUAUCUGUCUGAGGAGGGAUGGUUUGUGUUUCUGUGUGGACGAUCAGCUCAUCACACGCUGGGCGUCAGUCGAGUGGAGAAAGUGAGAAAUCAUUUCAGACGUUUUUAUGAUGAGAACAUAAAACUUUGUGCACCGUCAGAGACACUAGAGAUGUAAUUUAAAGGUGGAAGGCAGCCUGGGAAAGAGCAGGAAAAACAUCUAACAUGGCAAAAAGUGAAUGUACAUUUUUAGAAAAACAAACAGAAAUGAAAUAUUUAUACAGUGUGUAGAUAAAAGACAGACAGUAAAUACACUUCAGAGAGUAGGACGCUUCAGAAACUCUAUACUGAUCCUGUUUGGACUCAGUUUGAUGUUUUAUGUAUGAAAUCCAGAGCUUGGAACACAUCAUUAAUACAUUUAUUAUUAAUAACUGACGUUACACUUUGGAUCGAUUUUUAAUGUGGAUGCUGAUUUGAAAAACGAGGAUCAAAACCUGCAAAUUCAAGGGCUUCAGUUCCCAUUGCUGCUAUUUUCAAAAGCUUACAGCCUCCUGGAUGUUAGAGAGUUUAUUGAAUACCAAGCUGAAAUGCUCCGGGUACUUUUAUUGUGAAAUGCUGCUUCACCUGCGUGAAGUUUUACCUGCAGAUCUGCUAGAGUUUCUAUUGCCUGUAGAUCUGAAAAGCAUCAGUGGAUCUUUUGGGAUGCAAUGUGUGUGGAUGAACCUCCCGAGACCUGAGCUUCUGUUUCUAAUGCAUUUCUAGUUGUUAAGGUUAAGUAAGACUUGAUUUUUUUUAAAAGUUAGUCUUUCCAAAAUCCACACAAAUUCUUCAAAUUUUUUAAAAUCCAUGAAAAUGAAAGAAAUAUCCAAACAAAUUCUCUAAAAUUUCCCGAUCCUGAUCAUACAGCCCCCCCCCCACAAAAAAAAUGUAAAUUUCCCCAUAACUUCCAUUAAACCUCUUAA